CAAUGUACUGAAUUAAUUAUUCGAGAAGAUUUAGAUGGUAUUCAAGAAACGAAUUCUAUACUGAUUAUUUUAUUGUUUUUUCUUAUUUAGCUCUUCGAAAUAUGUAUAAAUUAUUAAAACCAACACAUAUUGGUAUAACUUAUAUGGUUGAACAAUUACGAGAACAUAUGUCACGUACUGGUCAUGAAAGAAUUCAAUCACUCCCAGGAGAUAAUUUAUCAACAACAUUUGUUGAAACACUACUUGAAAUACAUACAAAAUAUACAGAUAUAAUACGGCAAACAUUUGCUAAUGAUUCCGAAUUUAUUUCAGCACUUGAUAAAGCUUGUGCAACUAUAAUCAAUAUGAAAAAUGAAAAUCGUUUACCUUCUAAAGCUCCUGAAUUACUUGCACAUUAUUGUGAUAGUCUAUUACGUAAAUCAUCAAAAACAACGACUGAAAGUGAAUUAGAAGAAAAAUUACUUAAAACAAUUAUCAUAUUUAAUUAUCUUGAUGAUAAAGAUUAUUUUCAACGUUUCUAUCAAAAAAUGCUUGCACGUCGACUUAUUAAUCAACAAUCAAGUUCAAUGGAUGCUGAAGAAUUUUUGCUCACAAAACUUAAAGAAAAAUGUGGAUAUGAAUUUACUGGCAAAUUAACUCGUAUGUUUCAAGAUACUAAAGUUAGUGAAGAUCUCAAUAUAAAAUUUUUGGAUUAUCUGAAAUCGGAAACAAAAUCAAGAGUACAAAAUCAAACAAUAACUGCCUUGCUUGGACUUGAUUUUUAUAUAUAUGUAUUGCAGGCUAAUUCAUGGCCUGUUAGUCAACCAGCGGAGAAAACAUUUCUAAUUCCUCAAUUACUUGAACGACCAAUGCGAAUGUUCGAAUCAUUUUAUAAUAAACAAUAUAAUGGCAGAAAACUAUGUUGGAUGUAUAAUCUAUCAAAUGCUGAUAUACGUAUGUCACAUUUGGAUCGUCCAUAUUUUGUUACUAUGAAUACAUAUCAAAUGACUAUAUUAUUAAUGUUUAAUGAUCAUCAAAAAUUAACAUUAAAUGAACUUGAAGAAGCAACAAAACUUAAUAUAAAAGAACUUGAAAAACAUCUAUCAUCUUUAAUCGAUAAUAAAAUUUUAUUAAGUAAUACUACUGAUCUCACAUUAAAUUCAAUUAUUUCAAUAAAUUAUGAAUUUAAAAAUAAACGAACAAAAUUUAAAAUUUCUACAGUUACUCAAAAAGAAACUACUCAAGAUGCUGAAAUAUCUCAAAAUGCCAUUGAUGAUGAUCGAAAAUUUUAUUUACAAGCUAUAGUUGUACGAAUAAUGAAAUCAAGAAAAACUUUAAAACAUAAUUUAUUGAUUGAUGAAGUCAUAACACAAUCAAAACAACGUUUUACACCAUCGAUUUCACUUAUUAAAAAAUGUAUUGAAAUUCUUAUCGAUAAACAAUAUCUUGAACGACAUUCCGCUGAUGAAUAUCGUUAUAUUACAUAA
Messenger RNA from Adineta steineri, 1466 nucleotides. NCBI's taxonomy places the organism in Eukaryota, Metazoa, Rotifera, Eurotatoria, Adinetida, Adinetidae. The record is from the annotation of a GenBank genome assembly.